UUUCGCGCUCAGAAACAAUAGCAAGAUUUCCUGUUUACUUCUGUUGACAGUGUUUGAAGAGAUUUUUGCGUAAUUUUCGAAUUAACGGGUAAUUAUUUUUAUCAGAGAUGGUUCAUUAUUCUUUCCGCGAAGACUCUGCCGUGAAUAGUUGUAAGGCAAAGGGAAACAAUUGGCUAGUGCAUUUUAAGAACACGUACGAAACUGCCAACGUAAUCCGAAAAAUGCCUUUAAAACGCGCCUACGCGUAUUUGAAGAACGUCAUUGCUCACAAGGAGUGUGUACCUUUCACGCGAUACAAAGGCGGCGUAGGAAAGUGCGCGCAAGCAAAACAGUUUCGGACCGUUCAGGGACGUUGGCCCCAAAAAUCUGCAAAAUUUCUAAUCGAUCUCUUGAAGAAUGCAGAAAGCAACGCGGAAUACAAUGGGCUGGAUGUUGAUAGAUUGGUAGUGCGACACUUGCAGGUUAGCAGGGGGUGUGUUUCACGAAGAAGGCGCGCAUUUCGCGCGCACGGAAGAAUUAACACCCAUAGGUACGUGCCCUGCAAUAUCCAAGUGUAUCUAACUGAGGAAGAGUACCUUCCCUCCAUUCGCAAAAGAACUAAAAGAAGCAUUAAGUAAAUUGUACCUCUGUUCGCUUUCUGAAUAUGGAUAAUAAAGUUUUAAUGUUCUAA
Messenger RNA from Photinus pyralis (common eastern firefly), 670 nucleotides. RefSeq names its product 60S ribosomal protein L17-like. Bases 108 to 617 code for a protein of 169 amino acids. Gene Ontology annotation, biological process: cytoplasmic translation. Gene Ontology annotation, molecular function: structural constituent of ribosome. The transcript has 3 exons. Gene Ontology annotation, cellular component: cytosolic large ribosomal subunit; ribosome. The record is from RefSeq and is a predicted model, not a curated record. Lineage: Eukaryota; Metazoa; Arthropoda; Insecta; Coleoptera; Lampyridae.